AUUUGCAUAACCACACCGAACCGCAACGAAACAGCAUCCCAGCAUUGCCUUGUUCAUUAUCUUUUUGUUUCAAUCCCAUUGCUCCCUUAUUAUCUCGUCUGUUAUCACAUAAUAAUUCAUCGAACCAUGUCAACACCCAUGCUGGACCAGAGCAGCGACGAAUGGCUCCAAGCCGCGGCCGCACUAAAGUCCUACGUGACAGCCGGAAAUGCCUAUCAAAAUGUACAAGAGAACACAUUGGUAUUGGACUUGACCCAUUCCAAUUUGAAGCAAGAGCACAUUGAAAUUCGCUUUGACAAACACCAGACCGUGGACGACCUGAGACACAAAAUCUACCAAAAGACGGGAACUCCUCAUGAUUUUCAAAAAUUGCAGAUUUUUUCCGGCAGCACUCAAGUGGCCGAAAUUGCUCCCUCGGACCCGUCCACUACCAAAUUGGGAUUUUUUUCUCUCCAACACGGUAUGCGAGUCCAUUGUGUGGAUUUGAAUCCCAAUUCGAUUAGCCGGGGUGGAGCAUUAGAGGAUGUGAGUUUGGUGGCCAAGUACAAAAUGUCGGAUGAGGAAUACGACAAACGAAAAAACACAUUGCGAAGCUGGGAACAAGAACAAAAACAAGAAGAUCCCACUUUUACAUUGGCCAAAUACGCCAAGGAGCACAAGGCAUUGGUAGAAGCCAAGCAAUUGCACAAAAUGGGAUUGCCUCUCCCAGAUGGAUUCCAAGUGGUAGAUGGUGCCGUAGUCAAGUCAACAACUAACACUGAAGAUACUGGACCCAAUUCGGUCUUGGGGAUCCAAAUCGAUAUGCGAUGUGAGGCUCAACCCGGUGGUCGCAGAGGAACCGUCAAGUAUGUGGGCGAAGUACCCGAGCUAGGAGGAUUUUGGAUUGGAAUUUCGUUUGAUGAACCCGUGGGAAAAUCCGAUGGUAGUGUUGGAGGCAAACAGUACUUUGAAGCCAUGGCCAAGUUUGGAGGGUUUUGCCGUGGAAAGAAUGUGCAGGUAGGAGACUUUCCGGAACGAGACUUGUUUGAGGAAGACGAUGACAGUAGCGAAGAUGAUGAAUUGUAGAGCAUCGAUUAUCAUUCAGAUUCAUCAUUCUUCUCUACAAGCUAAAAGUGAAACCGCGACAAAAAUCUUGCCCUUUUCCGACUGAAUGCAACAAUGUAGAGGUCCAAGAGCUCUAAAACAAAUUACUAUGAUAGCAGCAAUCAAUUUCCUAGCUAGAAUUGUUGAGCAAAGAAAAGUAUGUAAUAUCGAAACUAAUGCUAGCUCGCAUGAGUUGGGAACGACCUCCCGAGUUUGCGGCAGUCGCAGG
This is a messenger RNA of Seminavis robusta, 1312 nucleotides long. Lineage: Eukaryota; Bacillariophyta; Bacillariophyceae; Naviculales; Naviculaceae. The record is from the annotation of a GenBank genome assembly.